This is a messenger RNA of Pseudophryne corroboree (corroboree frog), 2859 nucleotides long. RefSeq names its product WSC domain containing 1 (gene WSCD1). The transcript is spliced from 9 exons. Gene Ontology annotation, molecular function: sulfotransferase activity. Lineage: Eukaryota; Metazoa; Chordata; Amphibia; Anura; Myobatrachidae. The record is from RefSeq and is a predicted model, not a curated record. The coding region runs from base 700 to 2451 and encodes 583 amino acids.
UCAGCAGGAUGUAAAGCAGUGCAUCCUCAUUACAGGUGAUGACUCUAGCCGUCCCGGGCACCCCGUGUGUACAGGUGCAGGAUGGUGUCGCAGCUGGAGCGCAGCUGGACCGGAGCCGGCGUCUUCUGUGCUGUGGUCAGCAGUAGUCGCUAGGACCCCGCAGAUGUCUGUGAGCGGAGAGCAGCAGCACUGAGCAUGCGCGGACUGGGGCUGCUAGCUUGCUGCUCGGCUAGUUACUGAUAUAAACAGCUGGAGGUAGUGAGACACAGAAUGAGCGCAGGCAGAGAGCACUGUGUGCUGGUUACCGAGUAGCUCAGCCUGUCCUGAGCCUGCAGACAACAUGGAAUGCCAAAGGAAGCUGGAUGUAUCCUCUGAUUCUUCAUAGUCUAUUGGAGUGUUCACCUCUUACUUUUCCCUCCUCCUGUUUUCUUUGUAACAGAGACUGUAUCAUUCUUCGGAAAUUAUCCUAAAUGAUGGCGCAGACCUUUGGAUACAUUGCACUGGAUUUACCAGGGAGAUCUCAUACAUAGCUAGAAUGUGGUCAUGUUGCCUUGGAACUUUGAAGGGACAUGCAUUGUUGUGUCCAAAAUAUAUUCUUUAAUCCAUAGGUAAUUAAAGCAAUUUUUUGUUUGGGGACCCUUCCCCUCCCCUUUUUUUUUUUCAUUUUUUUUUUCUUUUUCAUUUUUUUUUACAGAGGGCAUGGCCAAACCUUUUUUUAGUCUACAGAAAUUUCUAAGGCGGGCUCAGUUUUUCCUCUUUUUUCUCACAAUUGCUUACUUAAUGGCUGGAAGUCUGCUACUUUUACAAAGGUCUUAUUUGGUGAUCCAACAAAACAACAGAGGGACUACCAGUAUUCAGGGAUCUGCAAUUGACAGUUUGAUGCCUGAUGAUCGAUAUAUGGAACGUAGGAUGUUUCAGUCCCCAUACUGGAAUCCAAAAGGAAUGGGGGAUGGAACUGUUCAAAGUAAAACAUUGACGAAUGCGCAACAUACUUUACUUGACCAGCCACUUUGGUUGAUAUCUCGGAACUCAGAGUUAAGGCAGCUGAGAAGAAGAUGGUUUCAUAAUUUUGUGAAUGAUCGAGAAACUGGCCAAGGCACAAUAUCAAAACUACAAAAGCAUACGCUUGUAAAUAAAGGUACAUAUAUUGGAUGUUUUACAGAUAAUGUGGAAGAAAGGACUCUGAAAGCUACAGUGUUUUAUGAUCUGAGGAAAAUGACUAUAAGUCAUUGUCAGAGCGCCUGUGCAGAAAGAACAUAUCUUUAUGCUGGUUUAGCAUAUGGAGCAGAAUGUUACUGUGGGAAUAGUCUGCCCUUGCACCAAGCCAAAGAAGAAGAAUGCAACAAUGAGUGCAAAGGAGAGAAAGGUUCUGUCUGUGGAGGUGUUAAUCGUCUCUCCGUCUUCCACUUAGAGGAGCUGCAAGCAAUGGUCAAGCAGAGGAGAAAUGUUACCUAUCGAGGAUGUUUCCGAGCUCCAGAAAAUGGGACACAAAUAUUUCCUGUCUCCUUCCUUAAUCUCAGCACUGAGAUGUGCUCAGAAUUCUGCUCUGCAAAAGAAUAUCCCUUGGCGAUUAUGCGAUGGCCGGAAUGCUUCUGUGGUUACCCAACUGUACAGUUUAACCUUUUUGAACACUUGGAUGACUCUCUUUGUGCCGGGUCCCUGAAUGACAGCAGUGGAUCGGAAGUCCUAAGGGAAGAUAGUUACUAUUCUGUAUACCAAACUCCCAUACAAGAUACCAGAUGUACAACAAGAAAGUUUUUACCUACAAAGUCCAAAGUAUUUGUUGCAUUGUCAAGCUUUCCUGGAGCAGGGAACACCUGGGUGAGGCACCUUAUAGAGCAUACUACAGGGUUCUACACUGGAAGCUACUACUUUGAUGGGACUUUGUACAAUAAAGGUUUUAAAGGAGAAAAAGAUCACUGGAGGAGCGGGCGGACAAUAUGUGUAAAGACUCAUGAAAGUGGCAAGAGAGAGAUAGAAAUGUACGAUUCCUCCAUUUUACUAAUCCGUAACCCUUACAAGGCAUUGAUGGCAGAAUUCAACAGAAAGUGUGGCGGACACCUUGGAUAUGCAACAGAAAGGCACUGGAAAAGUAAUGAAUGGCCAGAAUUUGUUAACAGCUAUGCGUCCUGGUGGGCCUCACAUGCACUGGACUGGCUCCAGUAUGGAAAGAAACUUAUUGUAGUCCACUAUGAAGAUUUGAAAAAGGACCUAACUGGAAAAUUGAGGGAAAUAGUGGCCUUUCUCAAUUUUCCAAUAAAUGACGAUCGUCUUCUUUGUGUGGAGAAUAUCAAGGAUGGGAAUUUCAAGCGAAUCGGCUCUAGCCAGUCAGUCAAGAAUCCCUUCACGCGGGAGAUGAAAGAUAUGAUCGAUGGAUAUAUCAGGACGGUUGAUAAAGCACUUAGAGCAAGAAACUUUACAGGCUUACCAGAGGAAUAUAUGCCAAGAUGAUAUCGGGAGCUUUCUGGAACAGUAUGCAUCACGGACAUCUGCAAAAUCUCUCUGUGCUGUGCUUCAGAGAAACUCAAUGUUUUAAGUAGAAUUGAAGAAAAGAAUAGAAGAGAGCUGACUAUAAAUUAAGACUGAAGCUAGACUAGUAGAAAGGUGGUUAAAAAUUCAGACUGAAGCUAUUAACAUAUUUUCUAUGUGUGUUCCUCCACUGUACUAAUGGCCAGGAGUUGUACAGUUGUACACUGUGUGUUCUAGAACUGAUUCCUUUGUUGAUGUGUGCUGCCUUUAAGCAAUACCUUUCAGGAGUAGUUUCAGAUGUUCUAGUGUCAGAACUGGCAAUCUAUCAGAAUUUCUUUCUUAAAAAAAUGAAUAAAGUUGGGAGCAGAAAAGGGCAUAUUUUCAUUACAA